AGAGAAGGAAAAAAAAAAGCCUUUCAUGCAUCGGAAUGGUGAAACUGGAGCCUACACGUUGGACCCUAGUACGAUGUGGAGCUGCCCGAGUUCAUGCCAAGCUUCCCGGCGGUAAAUCGAGGAGUAAACUCGGUGUCCAGUAACUGUGGGGAUCCGCGGGACAGAUCAGAGUCGCUGCCUGAUGGAAGGAGAGAGGAGGAAAAGAGGGACAUCUCUCCUCGCUCAACGCACACGCAUUUUUCUAACGCGUUUUUAUUUAUUUAUCUAUUGAUCCGAUCUCGCCUGAUGGAUUGAGUGUUUUUGCGUGCGUGUAGCAUGAUAGUGAGAGCGACAUCAUGUCUAACGUGAGGCCGAGUAAGAGCGUGGAAUGGCUGCGGGCGGAGCUGCAGUCCGGAGGCGCGUCGCUGCUGCUGCUGGACUGCAGACCGCACGACCUGUACGAGUCCUCGCACGUCCACACCGCCAUCAGCCUGGCCAUGACGGGGCUCAUGCUCCGCAGGUUCAAGAAGGGCAACAUACCCAUCCAGACUAUCAUCCCCAAACACGAGGACAAGGAGAAGUUCGCGCGGCGCUGCCAGACGGACACGGUGGUGCUGUACGACGAGAGCGGUGCGGGCUGGCAGGACGGCAGCGCCGCGUCCUCCCUGCUGUUCCUGCUGCUGCACAAACUCUGGCAGGACGGCUGCAAAGCCUACUAUCUGGAAGGUGGUUUUGUAAAGUUCCACACAGAGUAUCCGGAGAGAUGUGAGACCCUCCUGGACAGCUCCUGCCCCAGCUCCUCUCCACCCAUGUCCGUUCUGGGCCUCAGAAACCUCCAGAUCAGCUCCGACUGUUCCGACGGGGAGUCGGAUCGGGAGCCCGGCAGCGCCACAGAGCCGGAGGAGAGCCCCCUUCCCGGUAACCAGCCCGACUUCCCUGUCCAGAUCCUGCCCUACCUUUACCUGGGCUGUGCUAAGGACUCCACCAACCUGGAUGUGUUGGGCCAGUACAACAUCAAGUACAUCCUAAAUGUCACGCCCAAUCUGCCCAACAUGUUUGAACACGACAGCCGCUUCAGGUAUAAACAGAUCCCCAUCUCGGACCACUGGAGCCAGAACCUGUCCCAGUUCUUUCCAGAGGCCAUAUCAUUUAUCGACGAGGCUCGAUCAAAGCGGUGUGGUGUCCUCGUCCACUGCCUGGCCGGCAUCAGCCGCUCGGUCACGGUCACCGUGGCCUACCUGAUGCAGAGACUCAACCUCUCUCUAAACGAGGCGUACGACUUCGUCAAGAAGAAGAAAUCCAACAUUUCACCCAACUUCAACUUCAUGGGUCAGCUCUUGGACUUUGAAAGGACGCUGGGGCGGCACACUCCCUGCGAUAACCGCUCCACGAGUGAAGAGCAGCUCUUCUUCACCACGCCAACCAAUCACAACGUCUUUCAGCUGGAGUCAACAUGAGGAACGGCAGCGCAGCUUUUUUUUAUUUCUGCUGUUGUUUCCUGUGGUGUCUCGUAGGGUUUUCUGAGCCUGACUUGCUGACACAAGCAGUAAGUUGGUUACAGUGUUCAUGCACCAAAAGGAACUACGUCCAUCUUUUAAAAGAGCAGUACCCGUAUGCAGAGAACAAGCUCCAGACUCGAUGCCUUAAUACGACCAUGAGGGAGAUGUUUGCCCUCCACCACACAUGGCAUUAAUGAAAGGCCAUGUACAGUCACUAUAGCAGGACAUUUCAUAACUUUUCUAUUGUUAUAUGACUGUUCCUUGUUAUUCACCAGCUGUAAAAUGGAUGUUCAUGUAUUUCUCUGUUAUAUUUUACCAAUCUGAAUGUUUUAUGGGGCAGAUGCCCUCCAGUGCAUUAUAUUGCUUAUAAUUACAUUUGCUUAAGAUAUCCUCUACAAAGGAACUCCUUUGUUACCUUUGUGUCGAUGCCUAUUGUUCCAAAAGCCUUGGCCAUUCCUUGAUUAAAAAAAAAAAAAAAAGUCAGCUAAUGUCACGUACCAUGUUGAAGGAAACUGUUAAGGAAUUACUUUUUACGAGUGAAAAGAGAGAGACGUGUACGUUUUCAUGGUAGAAAUGAAUGGAUGUUCACAUUAUUUUUUUAUCCUGACACUUGUCCAGCCUGCAGCUACUGCUUCUGUGGUACAUUGUUACGGGAAACAUGACUUGUAAUUAGCUGUUCUCUGUUGCCAGUCUCGUCUCAGAACAAAUGAAUGAGUUUCAUGUGUGAGAGAAAAUGAAAAGGAAGUGAAUUUGAAACGCAUGUUCUUACCUCAACAAGAGACGUUUUCAGGGAUUUUUUUUCAUACACAAGGCAUCUGUAUGUCAUCUUGGCCUCUUAAAAUGCACCCAAGGGCUGUUCUGUUUGGUGUGUUUGUAAAAAUGUACAUAAAAUGUGGUUGUUUUGGGGAGACACUUUCUGUAAAUCAUGAAGGAGAUGGAAGUGAUAUAUAUCUGGGGCCUUGUGCAUGGCACACAAGGCAUUGUGUGCAAGUUUAUACAGCAAAUAUAUUGUAUAUUUUUACUUGAA
Cololabis saira (Pacific saury) is the source of this 2505-nucleotide messenger RNA. RefSeq names its product dual specificity protein phosphatase 7-like. The transcript is spliced from 3 exons. Lineage: Eukaryota; Metazoa; Chordata; Actinopteri; Beloniformes; Belonidae. Gene Ontology annotation, biological process: protein dephosphorylation; negative regulation of MAPK cascade. Gene Ontology annotation, molecular function: MAP kinase tyrosine/serine/threonine phosphatase activity; protein tyrosine/threonine phosphatase activity. Gene Ontology annotation, cellular component: cytosol; cytoplasm. The record is from RefSeq and is a predicted model, not a curated record. Bases 336 to 1436 code for a protein of 366 amino acids.